CACCAGCAACCGCAGAGGACUUGGGCUCUGCCGCUGGUCUGUCCCAGACCUCCAGAGCGACGUGCGUCCCACGGCUGGACAACGCUGGCCGCCUGGUUUGGGUCCCGCAGUUGAGAAUGGGCUCCGAAAGCCCUGGCGCCCCGGGCUGGCGCGGAAGGCUGUCAGCCGGGGGACCGCAGACGUUCCGGCGGCCGCUGCUGCUGCUCCUGAUGCUGGGACUGGUGCGGGAGGGCGCUGCAGAGAGUCCCUGGGCGCUGCCUUCUGUGGUUGAUGGCCCAUCUCCCUUAGCAAAGGUGCUGAUGGCAGAAUUGGCCAGUCUGAAGUCACAAGACAAGCAGUGGCCUGGAGGAACCCAUACUCUCCACUACCACUACCUGGCACUGUCAGAGCCAGGCCCCGGCCUCCCACGGUUUCUGGCUGUGGGUUAUGUGGAUGACCAGCCCUUCAUCCGGUAUGACAGUAGCACUGGCAGGGCCAAGCCUCAGGCCCCAUGGAUGGCACCAGAGGAUGCCCAGUACUGGGAGACAGAGACCCUGAAGCAGAGGACCUGGGAGAAGGUGCAGCAGGUGGAAGUGUGGAGCCUGAUGGACCACCACAACCAGAGCGGUGCACACAGCGCCCAACGCAUGUUUGGCUGCAAGAUCCAUGAGGACGGCAGUUCCUCCAGUUUCUGGCAGUUUGGCUUUGAUGGCCAGGACCACCUGUCGCUAGACCUGGAGACACUGAGUUGGGUGUCGGCUGAGCCGAUGGCUGUGUGGACAAAGCACUGGUGGGAGAUGGAGCGCUGCUAUGCGGAAUAUGACAAGGCUUACCUGGAGGGACCCUGCCUCAACUCCCUGCGCCAGUACCUGGAGCUGGGAGGCCAGAGCCUCACCCGCAGAGAUCCUCCCUCGGUGCACGUGACAAGGAACAUGGCUGCAGGUGGAGAAGUCAUUCUGAGAUGCUGGGCCCUGGGCUUCUAUCCACGGGACAUCUUGUUAAGCUGGUGGCUGGGUGAUGAGGAGCUGACCCUAGAAACUGAGCAUGUGGAGACACGCCCCAGUGGGGACGGCACCUACCAGACAUGGGUAGCUGUGUGGGUGCCCACUGGAGAGGAGGCCCGGUACACCUGCCACGUCCAGCACCCCAGCCUAAACCACACUCUCACUGUGGCCUGGGAAUGGCCGUCUCAUGGCAAAUUCAUUCCCAUGGUCAUCUCCGCAGUUCUGGCCACUGUCAUGCUGGCAGGUGUGGUUAUGAUCUUGACCAAGAAGUGCCUUCAAGCCAGGAACCAGAUGUCUUAUGAACAAGCCCCAGGUGGAGAGGAGCCCCACAGAGCCCAGAGCCCAGUGACAGGGGCUGCCUAGUCUUUCUGUUGACCAAAAUUCAACAUCAGCCUCACAGGUGCCUUGUGAGUUCGGUCAUCUCUUCUCUUUCCCACUUCCCUGCAUGCAGCUGAGUCAAGGAAGAACUGGAACAAGAUUAAGCAGGAGCUGUGCACGUGUAGGGCAGCACCUGCAUGGCCCGCCAGCUUGGAGAAUGCCCCAGCUGCCCAGACUUUUUGUCAGUGUGAUCCCAUCUUGUGAGGAACAUAGGGGUGGAGUAUGAGUGUUCUUGUUUGUGGAAGCAGCUCAGGGAAGCAUGUAGAAUGACCAUCCUCAUCUCCUUCCUAUCCUUUUAAGUGCUUUGAAUUUUUACUAUGAGCACAUGUCACUUUUGCAGUAAGGGAAAGACCUCUUUUUGCUGUGUCCUGUGGAAAUGCUUGUUAAGUGUAUGACCCAUGGAAGGCCCAGCCUCACCUCUCUGCAUUUUUAUCAGAGCAGAAGGCCCAUGUCAACUUUGUGAAUAAGACUCGCCUAGAAUUACAUGUCUUUGUUUAUUCAAUGAA
Molecule: messenger RNA, 1867 nt
Organism: Otolemur garnettii (small-eared galago)
Lineage: Eukaryota; Metazoa; Chordata; Mammalia; Primates; Galagidae
Product: H-2 class I histocompatibility antigen, Q10 alpha chain-like
Exons: 9
Coding region: 117-1346 (409 amino acids)
Biological process (GO): immune response
Cellular component (GO): external side of plasma membrane
Source: RefSeq, a predicted model, not a curated record